AUGUCCUUUGGUCUGUUUCAGUUCCAGUUCCACAUCCCUGCCAUCGAUCUUGAUCGAUUGGGGGCAUUCACAACCGGAACGGGCAGGCGUUUUGUGCGGCUUUCGGAGGCUCUCCGGUCUCGCCGCUCUCCAUGGGCCGAGGACGUUGCACGCCGAGGUGGCACAUCAAACCAUACUUCGCAGCCUGCCAGACCUCGUGGUAUACCUCAAGCUGGAGCAGCAACAGGAGGAAGCACCCAGGGUGCAUCGGCACCUGGCCAGCCAGCAACCACGUCAGGUGGAAAACCUCCAGAAGCAGUUCAAGACAAGAAGCUCGCGCGGCUUAAAGACAGACUGAAACUUGUCUUGAAGAAAGGAGGAGCCAACAAACCUCGAUGUAUUGCUUGCGAUGAUCCAGUCAAGCCAUCCAAGCUGGUUGACGCCCCGUGUGGGCACCAGUACUGUCGCCCCUGCACCCGGGAAAUGGCCAACCUCGCCUUCAAGGACAAAAGCAUGUUUCCCCUUCGCUGCUGUGACCAAGAGAUCCCCGCCAAGCAGGUAGCCUCGGCACUGAAACCCCGAGGGCGACGAGUUUACAUUGCGUGGGCGUUCGAGGCCGCCACUCCUCCGGCCGAGCGAUGGUACUGCCCAUCAGCCAACUGCAGGGCCUGGAUCUCACCCCGGUAUCUCAGGUCAGGGGCCAAGUCACAAAAGUGCCCAUACUGCCGCACGGCGAUCUGCCCGCUCUGCCGGGAUCUGGCACAUGGUCAGCGGCAAUGCACGCAUGACCCUGACCUGGGAGAGAUCCUGGAAAUGGCCCGCCAUCGGCACUGGCAGCGCUGUUACAACUGCCAUAGCUUGGUGGAGAGGAAUCGGGGGUGCUCGCACAUCAGGUGCAAAUGUGGAGCAGAGUUCUGCUACAUGUGUGGCCGAAUAUGGGCAACGUGCAGAUGCCAGCCAAUAGAGGACGAUUUCCUGAACGACCCGGCGUGGGAAGAACAGGGCGGCCUCGGCCGUGCAGUGGUCGUGGCAGCGAUGCAGCAGGCCGAUGAAGAGAUUGCCGCGGAAGCCGUCCACGCCACUGUGUAG
Penicillium brasilianum is the source of this 1068-nucleotide messenger RNA. The record is from the annotation of a GenBank genome assembly. NCBI's taxonomy places the organism in Eukaryota, Fungi, Ascomycota, Eurotiomycetes, Eurotiales, Aspergillaceae.